GAACUGUCCCUGCUAUAUUCCUGGUGAGUCUGCCUCUUUCCUUGUGCUCUUGGUCAUUUCCAUUGCAUUUUUCCAACGUCAGCAUGGACACAGAUAUCGCAAAAGGGCCUCAGGUCAAGCCUGACCAUGUCGCCGCGGAGCUUCCGACGCGGGAUCAUGAGUCUAUGGACAAUGGCGAUGCGACAGAAGUCGUUGCUUUGGGUAGUGUAGAUCACGCGUUGGCUGCGAAAAUGCGCCUUGUGAACGAGGCUAUUGAACAACUUGGUCUCACUGGAUACCAUGUCAAGCUCUUUUUCCUGAAUGGCUUUGGAUACGCCGUGGACUCGCUGCUGCUCUUUCUCAUGAGUAUCGCUGCCAGCCAAGUGGUCUUGGAAUAUAAUCCACCAUUCACCCACGGGGCUCAGCUGGCCUUCUACAUUGCUCUAUUUAUCGGAGCUCUUUUCUGGGGGUCUACAGCGGAUAUUGUUGGACGCAAGUUUGCCUUCAAUUUCUCGUUGCUCAUUAGCGCAGUAUUCGCCAUUGCUGCCGGUGGUGCGUCCAGCUAUAUCGGCUGGGCAAGUCUGGUUGCCGUGUCUGCCUUUGGAUCCGGAGGCAAUUUGGUCCUUGACACCACUGUUUUCUUGGAGUAUCUGCCCGGGAGUAAGCAAUGGCUUCUGACCUUAUUGGCGGCAUGGUGGGGGGUCGGUCAGUUCGUGGCUGGAGUCAUCGCGUGGGGAUUCAUGUCCAACUACAGCUGUCCUAGUGAUGGAUCAGUCCCAUGCACCAAGGAGAAUAACAUGGGAUGGCGGUAUCUGUUUUACACCUCAGGUUCACUGGUAUUCGUCAUGAGCAUCGCGCGUGUCUUGAUCAUCCGCUUCCAUGAGACGCCAAAGUAUCUCCUUUGUCAAGGACAGGAUGAACUGGUCGUUAAACAAUUGCGGUCCUUGGCGGAGAAAUACCACCGUCCAUGUGAUCUUACCCUCGAGCGUCUCGAAGAAUGCGGGCAAAUAACUACGACUCACGCGAAUAAGCCAACUUCUCCUGUCGAGAUCUGGGUACAUGUGCGUGGCCUAUUUUCUACGAAACGACUCGCUAUUUCCACAGCGCUAGUCUGGUUCUCCUGGGCUCUAAUAGGUCUGGGAUACUCACUAUACUACGUAUUCCUGCCUGAUUACCUAGCCUCUCGCGCUGAGAAGUCUGGCGAUUCAUCGGCAUAUAUCACCUGGAGGAACUAUGCCAUUACGAACCUCAUGUCUAUCCCAGGCCCUAUAAUAGCUGCUUUCAUGUCCGAGACAAGGCUUCUGGGUCGGAAAUACACAAUGGCCAUCGGCGCCAUUAUGACCAUGGUCUUCUUCUUCGCUUACACCGCAGUGCGUACUGAUGCACAGAACCUUGGCUUCAGUUGCGCUAUCUCCGUCACUAUCAACAUCUACUACGGCACAUUGUACGCCUAUACGGUGGAGGUCAUGCCUUCCGCACACCGUGGAACGGGGAAUGGCAUUGCGGUGUCUUUCAACCGCCUCAUGGGAACCAUGUCAGCAGUUGUGGGCACAUUUGCAUCGACUUCGAGUUCCGUCCCGAUCUACGUUUGCGCAGCCAUGCUGGGUGUAGCGGGUAUCACGGCCGUUCUCUUUCCGUUUGAAACGCGGGGAAAGAGGAGCGUCUAAAAUAUGCAAAUGAUGCAUGUUCUAUUCAUAUGAUCGUUUCCUCGUUGAUGUUAUCUAUCAACAUGAUGUAUAUAUCCACCAUUAUUAUGAAUGUCCCGUUUUUACUAUAUGUUGCACUAAGGAUUGCGGAUUUGACA
Paecilomyces variotii is the source of this 1783-nucleotide messenger RNA. Its product is annotated as membrane transporter. Bases 84 to 1646 code for a protein of 520 amino acids. The record is from RefSeq and is a predicted model, not a curated record. Gene Ontology annotation, molecular function: transmembrane transporter activity. The transcript has 5 exons. NCBI's taxonomy places the organism in Eukaryota, Fungi, Ascomycota, Eurotiomycetes, Eurotiales, Thermoascaceae. Gene Ontology annotation, biological process: transmembrane transport.